ACUCCUCUAUUGGGAUUCACUGAGGCUGCGCAGAGUCGCGAGCUCCACCGCCUGCUCCCUAUGUGCGUCCACUGUUGUUCAAAGCUAUCGGAGAGCAAACUGGGAUCUUCAGUGUUUAAUGGGAAACAGAUUUAAAAUCCGCAGACAAAUCAGACCGGAGGAGGAGGAGAGGAAGAGCUGCAGGAGAGAAGAAGGAGAGACACCGGAGGAGGAGGGGAGGAGGGCAGGGAGGAGGACAAGAAUCGGGACAGGAUAAUGCUGCAGAUUUAACUGAAAGAUGUCCAACGUUACCAUGGAAGCAACCACCAUGCUCCCGAUCCUUAAGAAGAAACUGGCCUUUCUGUCAGGGGGCAAAGACCGGCGCAGUGGUCUGAUCCUGACCAUCCCGCUCAGUUCAGACCAGACCAGCAUGGAGGAGCUCAGCACCACACUGGACUACCUGCUCAGCAUCCCCAGUCAGAAGUGUAAGGCUCGGGGUUUCACCGUCAUCGUGGACGGACGGAAGUCUCAGUGGAACAUCGUGAAGACUGUGGUGCUCAUGUUGCAGAACGUGAUUCCGGCCGAGGUGUCUCUGGUCUGCGUGGUGAAGCCGGAUGAAUUCUGGGACAAGAAGGUCACGCACUUCUGCUUCUGGAAGGAGAAAGACCGCCUGGGCUUCGAGGUGAUCCUGGUGUCGGCCAAUAAGCUGACGCGUUACAUUGAACCCUGUCAGCUGACGGACGACUUUGGGGGAAGUCUGGACUACGACCACAACGACUGGCUCAACAAGAGGCUGGUUUUCGAGAAGUUCACCCGGGAGUCGACGUCGCUGCUCGACGAGCUGACCAUCAUCAACGACGGCGACAAGGGCAGCGCGGUGGACAAGGAGAAAUCAGCUGACUGCGCCCUCUUGCCGUCCUUUGACCCUGAGACUGUCCUUCAGACAGGUCAUGAGCUGCUCUCAGAGCUGCAGCAGCGGCGUUUCAACGGCUCCGAGGGAGGAGGAGGCCAGGGAGGUCCAGCCUGGUGUCCCAUGGAGGAGGAGCUGCUGGCCCAGCCUCAGGUGAUGAAGCUGCUGGACUCGCUCAGGGAGCAGUACACCAGAUACCAGGAGCUCUGCAGGCAGCGAAACAAACGCACACAGCUGGAUGAGAUCCACGCCAAGGUCAUGCAGGUGGUCACCUGGCUGCAGGGUCCAGGUUCAGAGCUGUUGAAGACUCAGCAGGCGAUCGGGGACUCGACGCGAGCGGCUCAGGCUCUGCAGCAGAAACACGAGGAGAUCGAGAGCCAGCACAGUGAGUGGUUCGCGGUGUACGUGGAGUUGAACCAGCAGAUCGCCGCCUUGCUCAGCGCCGGGGAGGAGGAGGAGGUGGUGGAGCUGAAGGCGCUGCAGCAGCAGCUGAGCGACGUCUGCUACCAGCAGGCGGCUCAUCUGGAGGGCCGGCAGCACGUCCUGCAGGCGGCGCAGGGCUUCCACGGCACCACGCAAGAGUUGUCCCAGCAGCUGGACGGCCUGCUGGGCAUGCUCUGUGCUGACGUGGCUCCAGCCGACGGCGCCUCCAUUCAACAAAACCUCAAGCUGUUGGAGGAGAAGCUGCAGAUUGUCGAGGCAGGUCUCGCCUCUCUGCGCCAAAAGGGCGGACUGCUGAUGGAGCAGAUGUGCACCCAGCCGCCGUGGCCCCUGGAGGAGGCGGAGGAGAGUCCCGCUGGCGAGCAGCAGGACAGCGCUCAGCACGUCGAGACCGUGAUGGAGGAGUUGCAGCUCCGCAAGCAGAGGUGUGAGGACAUGGUGGACGUGAGGAGGCUGAAGAUGCUACAGAUGGUCCAACUGUUCAAAUGUGAAGAAGACGCUUUACAGUCAGUGGAGUGGCUCGGCGAGCUGUUGGACGCCCUGUUGAAGACCCACGUCAGACUGGGCGAUGACUCUCAGGAGUCCAGGACCAUGUUGGACAAACACAGGAAGUUUGUGGACGUCGCUCAGAGCACGUACGACUACGGCCGCCAGCUGCUGCAGGCCACCGUCGUCCUCUGUCAGUCCCUGCGCUGCACGACGCGCUCGUCCGGAGACACCCUGCCGAGGCUCAACCGAAUCUGGAAACAGUUCAGCGUCAGCGGCGAGGAGCGACAGCAGAGACUGGAGCUGGCCAUGAACUUCCACACGGCCGCCGAGAGGGUGUUGCAGCAGGAAUGUGUGGACCCUGAGGCUUUGGAUGAAGUCGACUCUUCUGGAAAAACUCUGCUGGACAGACUGACCUUGCCUGUCAUCUUCCCUGAUGGGACCGAGCAGUACUUCGGGAGUCCCAGCGACACGGCGGCGGCGGCUGAGGGCGUCAGGGAGCGCCUCCUGCUGGUGGAGGAGCGACGGCUGCAGCUGCAGGAGGUGGAGCUGCACGAGGAGGAGGAGGAGGAGGAGGAGGAGGAGGAGGAAGAGGAAGAGGAAGAGGAAGAGGUGGGGGUGCUAAACGGGAAGGAGGCGCGGCUGGACGUGAUCGGCGAGGAACUGAGCGAGAAAGAGGAGCAAGAUGAUGAGGAAGAGGAGGAGCAGCAGGAUGAAGACUUAGAGAGGGCCACACAGGACUGCUAGUGGGCGUUAACCCGAGCGGCCUCAGUGAAGCUCGUUGGCGAAGGGCAGCUGAUUAACUUCUACCGAAAAAGCUGCGACCGGUUGCUUCCGUCUCCCAGCAGUUCGUUCCUGCCGCUGCUAUUUCUCUAUAUUAAGACUGCAUUUCCCAUCAGCCUCACCCUUCCUGAAAGAUGGGGAGACAUGUUGGAUGUGAUCCUCGUCGCUCCGAUCAGCAGAAACUGUGAGAGCCCUGGAACGACGGCGCCCUCUUAACCGUUUUCCUGCCAUGAACGCCGUCCAGAUGGAGCUGUAAAAUACUGGAACUAUUCAUAUUCACGUCUCUGGAUGCUCCGUUGGCGACAGGCCGGCUGUAUAAUAAUGUUUGGAUAAGAAUUCCUCAACUUAUAGUUGAUGCCGCCUCCUCUUUCCCAGCAUGCCUCUUGUCCACCUGAGUGGGUGGAGCUUCCACGGUGCUAACACGGUUACCAAGGUUUUCGUCCGUGCCUCCUUUCGCUGUUCUUGCUUCCUCGCCCCCUUUUUAUUUCCCCCUCCCCCCCUGAGGGCAGAUGAACUCAUUGGCCUGUACAGGAGGGGCGGAGCCACAGCAUAUCAGGUGUCAGCGGCCCUGUAUGUUUCUCCCACAGGUGCGUCAGGUGACUGGGGGAGGCGCGGAACUCUCCGGGCUGAAAAACAUGCGCAAUUAAGCAAAGCAGCUUGUGGAGACAACCACAAGUCCCAAAGAGAACGUCCCACCUUAAACAAGAUAUCGUUUUACUUCGGCCUCCUAUGACCCGAGGAUAUACCCCGGGAUACAGUAACAAACUAAGAUGAAAAUAAAUGUGUAAUACGAUUUUACAUUUAGAGCAUUGAUUAUUGAGUUUUGUGCACAAAUUUUUUAUUUUCUCUCGCGGCCUCUAUAUAUAUAUAUUACAGGUUCGACCACAUUAAUACUGGAGUGGAAACGUGCAGAAAAGGAGAACGAUUUUUGAUUUAUGGUGAAAAAACAUUUUAACUCGAGUUCGCCUGAUUGGACGUUCCCUGAAAUGGUUUCUGGGACUUGUAGUUGUAACAUUAGUCUUUCCAUGAUGACCAUGUCGCUGUUUUAAAUAGGCCCGCUGUCUUUAUGACGUAAUGCCGCUUUUCCCUGAUGCAGACAUCAGAAUAAGAACAAUUCCCUUUUCUAUUUAUUUUCACUUUGUUUUUCCAAACAAAACUUACCGCGACUGGUCGGUAUUCUUUGACCAAUAACUGCUGCUGUAAGUGUAACCGCUAAAUACUGCGUUUUGCUCUCUGUCCAAUAAUAUAUACAUGACAUCAUCCUCCAAAUAAAGAAGCUUUUUAAAGUGG
Molecule: messenger RNA, 3889 nt
Organism: Cyclopterus lumpus (lumpfish)
Lineage: Eukaryota; Metazoa; Chordata; Actinopteri; Perciformes; Cyclopteridae
Gene: sestd1
Product: SEC14 and spectrin domains 1
Exons: 19
Coding region: 278-2563 (761 amino acids)
Source: RefSeq, a predicted model, not a curated record